Morchella importuna is the source of this 267-nucleotide messenger RNA. RefSeq lists its product as uncharacterized. The record is from RefSeq and is a predicted model, not a curated record. The transcript has 3 exons. NCBI's taxonomy places the organism in Eukaryota, Fungi, Ascomycota, Pezizomycetes, Pezizales, Morchellaceae. Bases 1 to 267 code for a protein of 88 amino acids. Gene Ontology annotation, cellular component: cytosol; endoplasmic reticulum.
AUGUCGUUUGCCGCAGCCAACAAACGUCUACUCAAAGAAUACAAGGCCUUGCUUAGAGAGUCGCCGGAGGGCAUUGUCGCCGGUCCAGUUGACGAAUCAAAUCUUUUUGAAUGGGAGUGCUUGAUACAAGGCCCUGACGAAACCCCUUUCGAGGGUGGUGUUUUCCCAGCGACACUAAGCUUCCCAAAAGAUUAUCCGCUAAAUCCUCCAAAAAUGAAAUUUACUUGCGAAAUGUUUCACCCUAACGUUUACAAGGACGGCACCUGA